CAAACGCACGGCUUUGAAUGAUCCGUUUGAAGGACAGAUGUGUGAAGCUGAGACGGCAUCAUGUGACAGCUUUGAACGAACCCAGGAGCUACUGACAUAAAACACAUCCGGCCAAUAAAUUUAAAUAACUUAAUAAUGAUAAUUUGCUCCCACAAUUAUCUAAUUACCAGUUUAUAUUGCCCUCGUCCUCCCGUGUUGGACUUUAACCAGCACUUACUACAACUUUAAGAAAUAAAUGACUUGUUUUUUUCUCUCCUGCAGGAAAUCACAUGGAGGUGCUCUUGUGCUCACAUGACAGGCUGAACCAUGGCAGGAGAGAUCAAUGAAGGUUCAGUUCCUGCAUAUUACAGGGAAGUGUACGAGGCAGUCCACUGCAGGACAGAUGGGCGAGUUCCACUUGAGGUUUUCCAGAGGCUGCUUCUGAGGACUGAUCUCUCCAAGGCGCUUUUGACCCAGAUUGCAGAGCAGGUCGACUCCUCGGACGGAUUCCUGAGCAAAUUGUCCCUCUAUAAAGCGCUGGCUCUGAUUGCUCUGGCUCAGCAGGGGAAGCAGCCCAGCGCCAAGCUGCUGGAGAACUGCAUACAAGAGUUACCCAAGCCUCAGCUCGGGGAUCCGAGGGACCUGGGCGCGCUGAGGAUGCAGCCGGCUCAGGAGGACGUGCUGACCGUGUCGCAGACGCUGGACAAGCUGCUGACCAGAGACACGGUGCAGGUGGAGCUCAUACCGGAGAAGAAGGGCCUGUUCCUCAAACACGUGGAGUACCAGGUCACCAGCCAGCGUUACAAGAUAUCAGUUUACCGGCGAUACAGUGAUUUCGAUGUCUUCCAUGAGGUCCUGCUUCAGAGAUUCGCCUACAGAGUUGUGCCCGCUUUGCCGCCGAAAAGGAUGCUAAAGGGAGUUCUGACGAACGUGUCCGAGCGGGAGUUCAUCGAGGGGAGGAGACGUGCGCUGUGCAGGUUCAUUAACCUGGUGGCCCGGCAUCCCUUCUUCUCAGAGGACGAGUUGGUCAAGACUUUCCUCACCUUCAACGGCUCAGAUGUUCAGACUAAGUUGCGUGACCAUUACAAGAAAACGGGUGACGAGUUUAUGACCAACAGAAUCGCAACUCUGGCAAAGGAGUAUCUCCCAGCUGACAUCCAGGCUCAGUUCUCCACCAGCAGAGAGAUGAUCAGGAACAUCCACAACAGCUUCCAGAAGCUGAGGGACCGGGCCGAGAAGAUGGCGGAGCGUUCCAAGGAGAACGCCACGGAUCUGCUCAUGUUUGGCCGAGAGCUCAGCACGCUGGGCUCAGACGCUUCGUCUCUCCCCUCGCUGGCCUCGUCGCAGAGCUCCUGGGGGACGCUCCGCCGGGCCCUGAAGAGCCUGUCGGUGGAGUUCGCCGUCUUGUCUGACAAAGCCGCCCAGCAGGGUCGACGGGAGGAAGACGAUGUUGUGGAAAAGCUGAAUCUCUUCCUGGAUUUGCUGCAGUCCUACCGAGACCUGUGCGAGCGCCACGAGAAGGGCGUGCUCCACGAGCACCAGCGAGCGCUGCACAAGUACGGCAUGAUGAAGAGGCAGAUGAUGAGCGCCACGGUGCAGCCCAAAGAGCAGGCAUCUGUGGAGCAGCUGGAGUCCCGCAUUAUUCAGCAAGAAAACGCCAUUCAGACCAUGGAGCUGCGCAACUACUUCUCCCUGUUCUGCCUCCACCAGGAGACGCAGCUCAUCUUCGCCUACCUCCCCAUCACCUCGCACAUCCUCGGGGCCUUCGUCAACUCCCAGGUUCAGGGACACCGAGAGAUGGGAGAGGUGUGGAACGAGCUGCAGCCGAAGCUCGGGUGUCUUUUUGGCGGCAAUAACGGGUUGAAACCUCCGGCCUGAACCCCGAACGCACACGAGACCCAGAAGAAGAGAAACACUGCCGCUGAUCAGAACGGCAAACUGGAAAAUAAAACAAAGCUCUGUGAGCCGAAGCAAAGCAAACACAAAGCAGAAAGCACACUUCCUCUUUUUUACACAUUCCAUUCAGAGAUUUAGGUUUUUUUUUUUUCUAUUCCAGAGCCGUGGAGAACAUGCGUGAUAUCAAGACUAUGUUAGCCUAAAGUGUUAUUUUACCAGAAAUGCAAAGCUGACAGUUUAUUCACACUUGUAAAAAGUUUUACACACUAACAUAUCAGAGAUGAACUCAGAGGGACGGAAAGUUUGACUUUAAUCAUCUUUGCUCAUUGAGGUUCUACUCACUGAAUAACUUUAGACUAAUGUAUUUUUGAUACAGAGUUGACUUUAUAAGGAUGUUUAUCUUCAUAUUUUGUACUUCAUUUUCUGCAGGGCUGCAUCUUUUCUGCUUGAGCUGUUCACAAGAUUCCUCUAAUUUUUUUUUUUUUUUUUUUAUUCCAUAAGCUAUUUUAAAGGCCUCCGACUGUAAAUGCUUCAAGAAGAGAUUUAUGGGUAAAAUAAUCAGCCGUGGCACUAAUGACUUAAGUCAGUGAUAACACUAUAAGCUAUCGACUUACAGUAUUACCAAAGAUAAAUGAGCACGGGAAAGAGAAUUCCUCUGCAGAUUCAAUUAAAAAUCCACCUUUUUUUUUCUCUUUAGCUUCACUUUACGCUGAUUUACUUGACGACACGAGAACGAACCAUUUGGAUGUCGUCAGAUUUCAGUCAGAUUACUCAGAUAUUUCAGGACGUUUAAGUCUUGUAUGUCAACACAGUUGAGUUUUGAUUCAAGAUGCUUUCUUUCAAACACACUGAAAAGACUGAAACUGACAGAUCCAGACCAGAGAACAUAUCAUCGCUCAUAUUUAAUAUAAAUGCUGUACAUACAGUAUGAAACACUUCUUUUUUCUUUUUUGGCAUUCACUUUAACUUUGACCUGAAAAAGCUGCACAGAAUAUGAAACCCAACAGAGUAACGGCUGUAGAUACUGUAAAUAUGGCAAUGAAGAGGUCCUAAUUGUUGCAGAUCAAUUCUAAUAAAAUGAGGAAUGAACAUUU
Molecule: messenger RNA, 2969 nt
Organism: Salarias fasciatus (jewelled blenny)
Lineage: Eukaryota; Metazoa; Chordata; Actinopteri; Blenniiformes; Blenniidae
Gene: snx8a
Product: sorting nexin 8a
Exons: 13
Coding region: 307-1857 (516 amino acids)
Biological process (GO): intracellular protein transport; early endosome to Golgi transport
Cellular component (GO): early endosome membrane
Molecular function (GO): phosphatidylinositol binding
Source: RefSeq, a predicted model, not a curated record